UUUCCGUCUUUCUCACCAUAUCUAUUUGUCUCUCUAUCUCUCUCUUCCUCUCUUUUUCUCCCCCCACCCCCACCCCGGUUCUGUUCUGCUGGAAAAUCUAGUUCCUUCAAUGAUUCCCUAUUUCAAAUAAAAGGAUUUAAGUUGACGCGUGACCACGUGAGCACAUAAUGCAGCGCAUUAUUGUGGCAUUUGGAGCGGACACCGAGGCGGGCUUCUUCUGUGAUUACGUGAUCCCAGAAUCUGUUCAGAACGAGAGCUUUCCUUCCCCCCCCCCCAUGUCUUCCCCUCCACCCCCACCUCCCUUCUUCUCUUUCCCCUUCUCCUCCUCAGAGAGCUUUGCGUGCUGGCUGCGGUAUUUUAGGGCUCAUGGACAGAUUACUGCCGAGCUGAUGGGACGCGAGGCUGCAGGAGGAGGAUGGAUUUGGUUUUAAGGUCUGUCGGGGGCGGCCAUUGGCAGAGGAACGUCACGUGACGGAGGGGGGUGCCAAUGUUCGGCUUCAAGGGUGUCAAGACCCUGUCAGUGUGUGAAAUAAAUACUGGGAUACAACGAAAUGCAAAAAGCGACCUACUACGACAGUUCGGCAAUCUACGGCGGCUACCCAUACCAAGGAGCAAACGGUUUCACUUAUAAUGCGAGUCAUCAGCAAUAUCCUCCGCCUUCGGCGCUGGUGGAAAGCGAGUACCAUCGCCCGGCCUGCUCCCUGCAGUCCCCCGGCAGCGCCGUGGCCCGCCACAAGGCCAAUGACAUCAACGAGAGCUGUAUGAGAACCAUCGGGGCCCAAGGUGGCCAGGCUCAGGGCCUUGCCGAAUCCCAACAGCCUCCGCCACAGCCCCUGCAGCAGCCCCAGCAGCCCCAGCAGCAGCCCCUGCAGCAGCAGGCUCCACCACCAUCUUCCCAACAGCCCCAGCAGCCGGCUCAGCCCCCUGUUCCCUCGGCUCCAUCGUCCUCACAGCCCCCUCCCUCUGUCUCGCCACCUCAAAAUGCCAGCAGCAAUCCAGCCCCCACCAAGAGUCCCAUGCUCAAUUCGCCUACCAUGUCCAAACAAAUCUUUCCUUGGAUGAAAGAGUCUCGUCAAAACACAAAACAGAAAAACAGCAGCUCCAGUUCAGGUGAGAGUUGCUCUGGCGAUAAAAGCCCCCCGGGGCAAGCAUCCUCCAAGAGGGCUCGAACAGCUUACACAAGUGCCCAGCUGGUGGAGCUGGAGAAGGAAUUCCACUUCAAUAGGUAUCUGUGUAGGCCCAGGAGGGUCGAGAUGGCCAACUUGCUCAACCUUACCGAGAGACAGAUCAAAAUCUGGUUUCAGAACCGCAGGAUGAAAUAUAAAAAGGAUCAGAAAGGCAAGGGCAUGAUGACGUCCUCUGGGGGGCAGUCCCCCAGCCGCAGCCCGGUGCCUUCUGGUGCCGGAGGGUACCUGAACUCUAUGCAUUCUCUGGUCAACAGUGUCCCCUACGAGCCCCAGUCGCCCCCGGCCUUUAGCAAGCCUCAUCAGAACGCCUAUGGCCUCCCCAACUCCUACCCAGCUGCCCUUAACAGCUGCCCACCUCCUCAGAAGCGGUAUUCGGGGACUGCCUCGGUCACUCCAGAUUACGACCCUCACCCCCUCCAAGGCAACGGUAGUUAUGGGACCCCACACUUACAGGGAAGCCCCGUCUUCGUGGGGGGCAACUAUGUGGAGCCCAUGAGUAAUUCCGGGUCUUCCAUCUUUGGUCUGACUCAUCUGCCCCAUCCUGUCUCAGCCAACAUGGACUAUGGGGGGCCCGGGCCCAUCGCCAAUAACCAUCAUCAUGGACCUUGUGAGCCCCACCCCACCUACACAGACCUUACAGCUCACCAUCCUUCUCAGGGAAGAAUUCAGGAGGCGCCCAAACUGACCCAUCUGUGAUGGACCUCGGGGUUGAGUGGACACAAAGUCAACCCACUUCUUUCUUUUUUAGUUCUGUUGUGGUUUUUUUUUUCCCCCUUUCUUUCUUCCUUCCUUCCUUUUUUUUUUUUAAAAUGGUCCUUCCUUCCUUGUCUCUUUUUCUCCUCUCUCCUCUCUCCCCUCCCCCAUCCCCUCUUUUGUUUUCUUGGGUAAAGCCUUUUUAUAGUUUAUAUGACGUAGCAAUAUUCGUUGCUUGAAUGGCUCUAGAGUUUCCAUGGUGAUAUUUAUCUGCCCCCAACUCGAGUCCUCUGGCUCUCCUUGGCUGGGGUAGGGUGGGGGCGAGAGGAGGGGGCUCCCUUCCUUCACCUUCUUUACUCUUUUAUCAGAAACAGGGUAUAUGAACAAAUUUUCUAGCCGAAUUCUUCAAUGUGAAUUUGUUCGUACAUUAUGGCUCCCGAGAGGAAGCGAUUAAGUUGUGUUUUAUUAUUAUUAAUUAUUAUUUUUAGUUGUUUUUUAUUGCACUUCUUUUAAAGAGCGAGAAAGGAUAUCAAAGGGAGCUUUGAAACAGGGUCUCCCUGGACAAUAAUGAAUCUGUGUCCGUCUCUCGAUGUGUGUAUGCUGGUGAACAGUCAGAUUUAUUUAUAUUUUUUUUGCAAACAUUGAAUAAUCUAAGUGUUUAAAUAUUAUUUAUCCCCAUCCGUUCAUAUUUAUAUUAAAAAAAAAAUCUCCCCUGCUCCCCCCCCCCCUCCCAAUCUAUACCCUGAUUGUUCAGGAGCUGUCCUCUGACCUUUUGUUCAGUAGCAGAUCGGCGUCCUACCACAGUUUGGUUCGAAAGGGAAAGAAUUCCCUCACCAAGAUGGUAACGAUUGUAACAAAACCAGAGAGAAGCCACGUUUUCCCUUUUUUCUUUCUUUUUCUUUUUGUCAACAAUAGUUUAUGCUUGGAACAUCGGGCUAAACGGAAACCCCCUUUUCCUCCCCCCAACAAUCUGUAAACGUGAAAAAAAAAUCCCAGAUUUGUUUCGAGAGGUCUACAUUCCUUGCUGCUCACGUUCUGAAAAAACAAAAAAAAAACAGGAAAAAAAUAAAGUUUUUAUUCUGACUAA
Molecule: messenger RNA, 2967 nt
Organism: Antechinus flavipes (yellow-footed antechinus)
Lineage: Eukaryota; Metazoa; Chordata; Mammalia; Dasyuromorphia; Dasyuridae
Gene: HOXA3
Product: homeobox A3
Exons: 3
Coding region: 552-1883 (443 amino acids)
Biological process (GO): regulation of transcription by RNA polymerase II
Cellular component (GO): nucleus
Molecular function (GO): DNA-binding transcription factor activity, RNA polymerase II-specific; RNA polymerase II cis-regulatory region sequence-specific DNA binding
Source: RefSeq, a predicted model, not a curated record